Molecule: messenger RNA, 1092 nt
Organism: Purpureocillium takamizusanense
Lineage: Eukaryota; Fungi; Ascomycota; Sordariomycetes; Hypocreales; Ophiocordycipitaceae
Exons: 2
Coding region: 1-1092 (363 amino acids)
Source: RefSeq, a predicted model, not a curated record
AUGGCGCGAUCAAGCAACGGAACGGAUCGGCACGAUGAUGCGGAUGGCGAGCAGGCUGGCGAUAAGCAUCAAACGGGACACCAAGAGCCAAGCGCCAAGCGGGCCAAGAUUGAAGAGCAGCCAAGUCACGAGAGAGACGGCUCCGACCGCGGGGACGCUGAUACCAAGGAGGCGCAACAGCAGAGCGGCAAGACACGCCCGGCAGCGCCCGAGUCUGGUUCGGGUGACGCUGAGCGCCCGGGAGAGGAGCCCAAUGUGCCCUCGAGCAUCCUCGAGAAGGGCAUCAUUUACUUUUUCGUCCGUGGCCGCGUCAACGUCGACGAACCGCACAAAGUGGACGACAUUGCACGCACCUACAUCCUCCUGCGGCCAGUGGCCACCGAUGCCAAGCUGGGCAGCGGCCCCCUAGGCGACGCCGGAACCACGCGCGUCUUGGCCUUGCCCAAGAAGCAGCUGCCCCGGAGCGGGCGCGAGCGCUUCAUGGUCUUUGUCGACAUGGCGGGCGCCUCGUACGACGAUAUCAAGAACGGCUUCCUGGCCUCGGGCGAGUACGAGACCAAGACGGCCGGGACGCGGCACACGCCGGCGGCAACACCCGUCGGCGAGGGCGUAUACGCCAUUACCACGACGGGGAGGGAAAGCCACCUGGCGUACAUGACGACGCUGCCCAAGGAGCUGGGCGAGGUGCAGAAGAAGCUGGGUAUCAAGGUACAAGGGAGCUUCAUCAUCAGCACCAAGAACCCCGAGUACCCGGGCCCUGCGAACGCGCGGCUUCCAAAGGGGCCCGAGUUUCCCGAGAAGGUGCAACAAGAGUUUCGCUCCUUGCGCUGGCUGCCGUCGCAGCCUGACCACCUGGACUAUGUCAACGCCCAGGUGCUGCUUGUCGGCGAGUCUUCUGGGAUAGACAAAGCGUUGGAGCCGCAAAAGGAAGACAAGCACAGUGGCGCAGAGGAGCCGGCAGAGGCCCUCGAGCAUCUAGAGGACGAGGAUCUGAACAGGAUGAGCGGACUGGCGAGCGGGCAGUCGGCGUCUAUUUUUGCCGACCUGCACGCCCGGGCCAAGGACUAUCCGGCGCUUCAGACGACGUUUUGA